Messenger RNA from Pocillopora damicornis (cauliflower coral), 1557 nucleotides. RefSeq names its product sphingomyelin synthase-related protein 1. The record is from RefSeq and is a predicted model, not a curated record. Gene Ontology annotation, molecular function: protein binding; ceramide cholinephosphotransferase activity; sphingomyelin synthase activity. Gene Ontology annotation, cellular component: Golgi membrane; plasma membrane; endoplasmic reticulum membrane. Gene Ontology annotation, biological process: ceramide biosynthetic process. Lineage: Eukaryota; Metazoa; Cnidaria; Anthozoa; Scleractinia; Pocilloporidae.
GAGAGACUGGUAGCAAGUAAUCGAUGCGUGGCUGCUAAGCCAGAGAACAUAAGUUAAGAAUAAUCAUCAUAUUAAAAGCCGUCGCAAUAAAGCAAGUCAUGAGGCUUGGGAAAGACGUACAUAAGUGGACGUGCAAAGAUGUGGGCUUGUGGCUUAAAGAAAACGGUUUCGAUGAUCAUGCGGAUCUAUUAGCGAAGCAACAUAAGAUAGACGGAGGUGCUCUUCUCGUCCUCAAUGAAGAUGACUUAAGAAAUCCCCCGCUUGAGUUGAAAGUCCUUGGCGACAUCAAGCGUUUAUCUCUGGCGAUUGCUUCUCUUCAAAGAAAACACAGCAGGCCAACGCACUUAGCACUCCCUAAUGCUACGAAUGGACACGUUAAACGAAAAUUUGUUGAUCAGAUUGAUAGCGUGGACGGUUUUGUGGGAGAGCUGAGACGACGCGACUUUUCGGAUUCUGAUAUCGAUGAUGACAGGCCCGAUGUUCAUCCUUUCUCAAAUAUCUCUGAAACAGGGAGAACGUUGAUCAGUUUGGUGUAUGCGUUUUCAGUAUUUUUUGUCACUUCUUUUGUAAUGGUUUUCGUCCACGAUCGCGUACCAGACAUGAAGAAGUAUCCUCCUCUACCUGACAUAGUCCUGGACAAUGUACCGCUCAUACCGUGGGCUUUUCAAAUGUGUGAGGUCACAGCGCUUAUUUUAACUGCCGUUUUAACUACGGUUUUGUUCUUCCACAAGCACAGAGUUAUCGUGAUAAGAAGAAUGGCUUCUUUGUGUGGAACAGUGUUUCUUCUGCGGUGUGUUACAAUGUUCGUGACGUCUCUCAGCGUUCCUGGAAUCCAUUUGGAGUGCUCUGGAGGUACGUCAAAGUUGUAUGGUGACACUUGGGCAAAAAUAAGAAGAGCCUUCGAGAUCCUGCUUGGUUUUGGGAUGUCAGUAAAUGGUGUGCGUACAUGUGGUGACUACAUGUUUAGUGGCCACACGGUUACCAUCACCUUGUUGAAUUUUUUUGUAACAGAAUAUACACCAUACUACAUGUACUACUUGCACACAUGCUGCUGGGUCCUGAAUAUGUUUGGAAUUUUCUUCAUCCUGGCUGCCCAUGAGCAUUAUUCCAUUGAUGUUGUUAUUGCUUUUUACAUUUCUUCUCGUCUCUUCCUUUACUACCAUACUCUUGCCAACACUCGAGCACUCAAACAGAUUGACAGCAAAAGGACACGCAUAUGGUUCCCCCUUUUUUGGUUCUUUGAGGAAAAGGUGUCUGGCAAGGUACCAAAUGAAUAUGAAUGGCCUCUGAGGUGGCCCAGAUUUCUGUGCAAGAAAUCCAAGUCCCGUUAAAAGCCUGUGCAUGUACCAUUAUCUGGCUGUGCUCCCUUCCAUUGUUGACAUCAAGCAUUGUAAAAGAGACUUAUUGACAUUCAUCUAAGAAGAAAGAAAAUUUUUAUGAAGCUGUGUUCUUUAAAGAGAGCAAAAUUUAAUAUAUUAUCCAAGAUUAUUGGCUUAAUUUUAGGGGAUUUAAUUGAUAGUAAAACCUGUUAUUUAAUAAAAUUUAUGCAUCAAAUAA